UCUCUGGUCGUAGGAAGUUGAGCUGUUCCAAUUGGUCGUAAUAAAUUGAUAGCCAGGGCGUUUUUUCGGGUGAAGAAAAAAGAAAUUAUUGAUUCAAAGUUUAGUGGUAGUUUUAGUUUCGUGAAUAUGCUGCCCCAUAACGGCUUGUUUCGCUUUUUAUUUGAGAAAAUUUCAUUACAUUCCGAAGAAAUGAUAGCGGGUCUAUUUUGUGGUGUUAUGUUUAUGGCUAUUCUCUAUAAAAUUGCUAGUCCUUUGAUCAGCAGAAAUCAGCGAAAAACGAAAAGUAGGAAAGGUGAAAAGAGUGAGCAAGGAGCAGAAGUGGAAAAUGUUACCGAGAAGGAAACCAUGACUAGACUCGAUGAAAUUGCAAGCGUAGCUUUACAUGAUGGAGUUAAUGCGGAAGGGUCUUUGUACCGCUUAAAAAAGGGAUUGAAAUUACGGCUAAUACCAGGGCCAUCUCUACUUGGCAAGGAAGUCGUCUUGUAUACGAAUUUUCCAGUUGAUGAUGAAUCAGAAUUCGUACGCACACAAUAUUCCAAUUUGAUUUGGUAUUCGAAGACAGGAGAAAAACUAACAACUCACGCACACCCUUUUGUUGCUGUGAUCGAUGUGGAUAUCUAUUGCGAAAUUGAACUGAAUCGAUCAGGAACUUAUCACUUCUACUUCUGCUAUAAAGACAGUGUUGACAAAAAACCAAAUGGCGCCCUUUACAUUCAAGUCGAACCGAUGCUUCAUGUUGGACCGCCGGGUGCACAAAAAAUAAUCCCUUUGGACUCCAUCCGAUGUCAGACUUUCUUAGCAAAAUGUUUAGGGCCACUAAAUACUUGGGAAGCAAAAUUGCGAGUUGCAAAAGAAUCAGGAUACAAUGUUAUCCAUUUUACACCAGUUCAGGAAUUAGGCGGUUCACGAUCAUGUUACUCUUUGAGAAAUCAACUGAAAUUAAAUCCAGAAUUUGCGGUCCCAACUGGAUCUGGGAAUCCACAUCCAAAAACACCACCAGUUAAGCCAACAUUUGAAGAACUAGAAAAAAUCAUCAAAAAAUGUCGACAAGAAUGGGGAAUAGCAUCGAUUUGUGAUAUUGUCCUAAACCAUACUGCCAAUGAGUCUGAUUGGCUCCAAGAACAUCCAGAUGCAACAUACUCGUGUAAAACAAUGCCGCACUUGCGUCCAGCUUUUCUGUUGGAUGCAGUUUUGGCACAGUGCGGAAGGGAUGUGCAGGCUUGCGUACUAGAAAUAGUAGGAGUGCCAAAAGUUAUAGAAAAUGAGGAUCAUCUCCAGGCCCUUAAAUAUCAAUUGCACACAAAUUAUUUGCCGAAAGUUAACAUAUUCGAGCUAUACCAAUGCAAUAUUCCAACGUAUGUCAACAAGUUCAUCGAAGAGAUGCGUAAGCGUCCUCCACCAACUCAUACCGCCAAAAAAGUCAAAAAUAUUGAGUUGAAGAUCAUCCAAGAUCCAGAAUAUCGACGCUUACAAUCAACGAUUGAUUUUGAAUUAGCUUUGGAAACCUACAAUGUUUUCCGCGCUGAUUGUUUUGAUGAAGAUUCCCGUUUGAAAAAGUGUGCAGAAAGUUUCCGUAUCAAGUUAGAACAGUUGAAUGAAGCAAUUCGUGCCGAGAUACAAGAGUAUCUGAACUACGCUGUUGAAAAUUGCUUAGCGGGUGUCCGUUACGAAAGAGUUCAAGAAGGUGGUCCGAUGAUAAGAGAAAUCUCAAUCAAGCAUCCAGUAUUUACGAAAUACUUCACGCAUACUGGAUUGACGGGAAAAACAGUGAAGGAAACCGAAGAGAUGAUGUACACAGAUGCGGGUAAAUUGUUCAUGGCUCACAAUGGCUGGGUAAUGAAUAGCGAUCCGCUGAAAGAUUUCGCAAGACCACAACCUGGACGAGGAAACGUUUAUCUAAAACGUGAGCUCAUCGCAUGGGGAGAUAGUGUGAAAUUACGUUUUGGAGAUAAACCUGAAGACAGCCCAUAUUUGUGGAGUCACAUGAAAAAAUAUGUGGAAAUAACUGCCAAAAUAUUUGACGGAGUACGGUUGGAUAAUUGUCAUUCAACACCACUUCAUGUUGCUGAAUAUUUGUUGGAUGCUGCCCGCAAAGUGAACCCUGAACUUUACGUGGUUGCAGAACUAUUCACAAAUUCUGAUAAUACAGACAACAUUUUUGUCAAUCGGCUUGGAAUCACAUCGUUAAUUCGCGAAGCACAGUCCGCUUGGGAUGCUCAUGAAGAAGGCCGAUUAGUAUAUCGUUACGGGGGCGUACCCGUUGGAGCGUUUUUCAUCUCUCCAAAGCGGCCUAUAGCUGCUGGAAUAGCUCAUGCUUUGUUCUUGGAUCUUACGCAUGAUAAUCCUUGUCCCAUAGAGAAACGCUCUGUCUUUGAUCUGCUCCCAUCAGCGGCUUUAGUCUCGAUGGCAUGCUGUGCAACCGGCAGUAAUAGAGGAUAUGAUGAACUAGUACCCCAUCAUAUCCAUGUAGUUGAUGAAGAAAGGCAAUAUCAAGAGUGGGGAAAAGGUGUUGACUUCGAAAGCGGCAUUAUUGCCGCGAAACGUGCUUUGAACUUACUACAUGGAGAACUCGCUGAACAAGGCUUCAAUCAGGUUUAUGUCGACCAAAUGGAUCCGAAUAUUGUUGCCGUUACACGUCAUUCUCCCAUAACCCAUCAAAGUGUCAUCCUCGUAGCGCACACCGUUUUCUCCUAUCCUGACCCAUCAGCAGGACCAACACAUGUCCGGCCUCUUCGCUUUGAGGGCAACAUCGAUGAAAUCAUCCUAGAAGCAGAGUUGACUCAUAAUAUGGGAAGACCAUUCGACAAACCGUCACGUUACCAGAAAAGUGAAAAAUGCAUAAACGGUUUAACGGAAUUCAAAUGCACGCUGAGGGAACACAUUCCCUUAUGCCAAUCAAAGAUAUUUAAACAUGUUCCAUACAUUGAUGGAAAUAUAACUCAACUGGAUUUCGAAAACCUUCGCCCAGGAUCCAUUGUCGCUAUACGAGUAUCUUUACAUCCUUACACGCGCCCGUAUUUCGCCAAGUUGCAAGAAAACAUUUCAGUUUUACACACCGGGAAAGGAAAAAAUCUUGAAGAGCUGAGACAGGUUGUUUCCAAAUUGGAUCUGGUAGAUAUAAACACAGUUCUUUUCAAAUGUGAGGCUGAAGAAAGAGACCUUGGACUGGGGAGCGGAACCUACGAUAUUCCUGGAUUUGGACCAUUAGUAUAUUGUGGGUUGCAGGGCUUCGUUUCAUUACUAACAGAAAUUUCACCAGCAAAUGAUCUUGGACAUCCGUUUUGUAAUAAUUUGAGGAUGGGCAACUGGAUGAUAGAUUACAUAAGCAAUCGACUUUCAUUGAAUCCUAAAACCCUUUUGCUCGCAAAGUGGCUGGAAUCUAAUUUGGAUCCUUUAAAACAGAUCCCCCGAUACCUAAUACCAUCCUACUUCGAUGUUAUAGUAACCGGAGUAUAUGAUGAGGUUGUGAACCACUGCUUCAACCUUAUGUCAGAGUUUAUCAAAAACGGAACAACUUUCCCUCAAUUAUUAGCACUGGCAUCGACGCAGUUUUUAGCCAUCGUUCCUUCUGCAGAUUUACCGAAACUCAGUCCGAACAUUCAGCCUCCUAAGCCUCCAGCACGUUGUGUAACUCUGUCGGCUGGCUUGCCGCAUUUUUCAACCGGAUACAUGCGUUGUUGGGGACGCGAUACCUUCAUAGCCAUUAGAGGACUUCUCUUUUUGACGGGACGCUAUAACGAAGCCCGAUAUAUUAUUUUAGGAUUUGCAGCAUGCCUUCGUCAUGGAUUAAUACCGAAUCUCUUAGAUAAUGGAACGAAACCUAGGUUCAAUUGUCGUGACGCUGUUUGGUGGUGGCUGUACAGUAUUGAGCUUUAUGUGAAAGAAGCACCCAAUGGAAAAGACAUACUGAAGGAGAAGGUAUCCCGACUCUUCCCAACUGACGAUUCCGAAGCAAAGCCACCGGGUGAAUGCGACCAAUUUCUAUAUGAUGUUAUGCAAGAAGCUCUGCACAUCCACUUCCAAGGACUGAUAUAUAGAGAGCGAAAUGCCGGCCAUGAAAUUGAUGCCCACAUGACCGAUCCUGGUUUCAAUGUUCAGAUUGGAAUUCAUCCGGAAACAGGUUUCGUUUUUGGUGGCAAUGCUGCUAAUUGCGGAACGUGGAUGGAUAAAAUGGGUUCAUCAGAGAAAGCCGGAAAUCGUGGCAAGCCUAGUACCCCGAGAGAUGGCUCUGCUGUUGAACUAGUUGGCUUGCAAAUGUCUGUUUUACGAUUCAUGCAAAAGCUCAGUGUGGAUGGAGACAUUCCAUUCAAGUCAGUUGAGAGAGUCGGCAAAAAUGGUCAGAAAACUAUCUGGACUUUCAAGGAAUGGGCAGAUAAAAUCAAAUUGAAUUUUGAAAAUCAAUUCUACGUGGGUCAUGAAGGAGGACCACUAGUCAACAAGAAGGGUAUCUAUAAGGAUUCGGUUGGAUCAGCCUUACCAUGGACUGAUUUCCAACUAAGAUGCAAUUUCCCAAUCGCCAUGGUUGCAGCUCCCGAAUUGUUUGAACCACGCCAUGCAUGGGAGGCUUUACAGCAAGCUAAGAAGUAUCUACUAGGUCCUCUUGGCAUGAAAACCUUGGAUCCAGAGGAUUGGGCAUACCGUGGAAACUACGAUAACAGUAACGAUGGAACUGAUCCUACUGUGGCUCAUGGUGCCAACUAUCAUCAGGGACCUGAAUGGGUUUGGCCAAUUGGGUACUUCCUGCGAGCACGAUUAAUAUUUGCAAAGCAUAAUGGCAAACUAAAAGAGACUAUUGCGGAAACAUGGCAAAUACUAACUGCACAUUUGAAAGAGCUACAAACAUCACACUGGCGGGGUCUUCCUGAGUUAACAAAUGAAAAGGGAUCUUACUGUCGCGAUUCAUGCCGAACACAAGCAUGGAGUAUUGCAACUGUUUUAGAAGUUUUACAUGAUCUACGGCAGCUGGAAAAUUAGGCUUAAAUUGCUGGCGAUUCAUUCAGCCACUGUCUACUGCUUCAAGCUUCUAAUAUAGAAAGAGUUUUGAGAUAUUGUUUUAUUGUUGUUAUGUAAAUCUAGUUAAUUCAACUAUAAUUAUUAAAUUAAAAAUUUUAACUUAUAUUUAUGCAUUUGUUGACAUUUUGUAUACAAUCCCAGCAAAUAAAUAGUUACUACAAAG
Hermetia illucens (black soldier fly) is the source of this 5176-nucleotide messenger RNA. RefSeq names its product glycogen debranching enzyme. Lineage: Eukaryota; Metazoa; Arthropoda; Insecta; Diptera; Stratiomyidae. Gene Ontology annotation, molecular function: 4-alpha-glucanotransferase activity; amylo-alpha-1,6-glucosidase activity. Gene Ontology annotation, biological process: glycogen biosynthetic process; glycogen catabolic process. The transcript is spliced from 17 exons. The record is from RefSeq and is a predicted model, not a curated record. Bases 127 to 4974 code for a protein of 1615 amino acids.